Messenger RNA from Arabidopsis thaliana (thale cress), 1264 nucleotides. RefSeq names its product coiled-coil protein. The transcript has 3 exons. Bases 307 to 1011 code for a protein of 234 amino acids. The record is from RefSeq and is marked reviewed. NCBI's taxonomy places the organism in Eukaryota, Viridiplantae, Streptophyta, Magnoliopsida, Brassicales, Brassicaceae.
CUCGGAUUAAGUUGGUUGAACCGUUAAGCGGCCCUCUAAACUUUGGACAAGGGAUUGUAGUGGAUUUUUGAAAAAAAGAAUCCCGGUUAACGACCUUAACAAAUGAAAUGAUCGAUCGGUUGUUGACCCAGCUUUUGAGCCACCGCCUUAACCAAACAAAGCUGUUAAGAUCGAACCAGUCAAUUCUCAGCUCUGAGCGGUACGGUUAAUUCAUUUCUUAUCUAUCACACAAAGUUGAAUCGUAACCCUAAGCGAAUUCAACAAUCGAGAGAGCGAGAGAGAUCAAUUAACCCCAGCGAAUCGAAUAUGCCGAAGAAGAUGGGUCUGAACAGCAAGGCGGAGGUCGCCAAAUCUCGUAAGAACGCCGCGGAGGCUGAGCAGAAGGAUCGUCAGACUCGGGAGAAAGAGGAACAAUACUGGCGCGAGGCGGAAGGUCCCAAAUCCAAAGCGGUGAAGAAGCGAGAAGAGGAAGCGGAGAAGAAGGCAGAGACCGCCGCUAAGAAAUUGGAGGCGAAGCGUCUGGCUGAGCAGGAGGAGAAAGAGUUGGAGAAGGCUUUGAAAAAGCCAGACAAGAAGGCGAAUCGCGUCACUGUGCCGGUUCCUAAGGUCACAGAGGCUGAGCUCAUCCGAAGACGCGAGGAAGAUCAAGUGGCUCUGGCUAAGAAAGCAGAAGACUCUAAGAAGAAACAGACUCGCAUGGCAGGGGAAGAUGAGUAUGAAAAGAUGGUUCUGGUGACCAAUACCAAUCGCGAUGAUUCUCUCAUCGAGGCACAUACCGUUGACGAGGCUCUUGCACGGAUUACUGUGUCAGAUAACCUGCCCGUUGAUCGACACCCGGAGAAGAGGCUCAAGGCUUCUUUUAAGGCAUAUGAAGAAGUGGAACUUCCAAGGCUCAAGUCUGAGAAACCAGGUCUAACUCACACACAGUACAAGGACUUGAUAUGGAAGAUGUGGAAGAAAUCACCAGAUAAUCCUCUUAACCAGGCUGCGGCUGCUGCUGCUAAUGAGUGAAAUGCAACCUGGAGUCAGAACAAUGGAAGGUGUGAUGAAGAAGGAGAUGCAUGGCAGAGAGCAUGAUGAAAAUCUUUUGUUUCCCAGAAAAUAUGUUUAGUGAGAGAUACUGUGUAACAUUGCUUAUUGUUUCUUGUGCUUUGUGUAUAAACACUAUGAUAUAGCCAGACAAUAUCGAUUUAAUAAGGAUACCUGUGAGCUGGAAUAAUCACAAUCACACAACAUGCGAGUAUGACCACAAUUUAUUUAAAAC